Trichophyton rubrum CBS 118892 is the source of this 840-nucleotide messenger RNA. RefSeq lists its product as uncharacterized. Bases 1 to 840 code for a protein of 279 amino acids. The transcript is spliced from 5 exons. The record is from RefSeq and is a predicted model, not a curated record. Lineage: Eukaryota; Fungi; Ascomycota; Eurotiomycetes; Onygenales; Arthrodermataceae.
AUGGCCAUGGAAGAAGCGUUGGCUAGACAUGAUCGUUUUGGAGAGGACUUCAGCAAGGUAUUCACCAUAAUAAACUCCGCGGAGAUCCCUGCGGUUGAGAAUAGCGCCUUAUAUUUAUUCGUGGGCACUUCAAGAACUCCUGAUGAGGCGUCGAAGUAUGUUCGCGUUUCCCAGAACACUCAGUCUAGUACUUUGGAGGAGACUCUUCAUUUAAUACAUGAAGAGCUGAAGAUCCUAUCAAAGAAGAUGACCCGAGAGGAUCCCAUGAAUUCGGACCCAGAGAUUGAGGCUGCGCUUUAUGAGCGUGAUUGCGGUCGCUGUUUUAUCACCGGCCGUACUGCAGGCGCUCAGCGCAUAUAUAUCAUUCCUCCAUCGAUUCUGAAAGACAAAGAUCUACAGCCAGGGAGAGAAUGUUCCCAAAAACCUCAAUCUUAUGGAGCCUUCGAUCCGAUACUCUUUUCGCCAUGGAUAUUUGAGAUCAUCAAGUCACCAUACUUGGAGCCUCCAUAUCUACCGACGGACGCCCUAAAAUCCAAGAAUGGCGGAUGGUGGCUUCAGCCCAUCGCCCCUCAGUUGGAGGUAGCACAAAUAAUACCUCACAACAAUGAACUAUACAAGGUCCAGUUGAUGAUAAAUUUCAUUAGCCAUCCAUUGCCUGCACAUCUGCUACUAAAAACCCAUAGAAUUGUUAGCCACCCACUGCACACUAUCUAUAUCGAAGAGCAUAUAAAAGCAGGUUGGCCCGUUGAACCGGAGCCCGAGGAACUGAACUGGGUCGGAAGGCUUUUCCUACAAAUACUCCUACGCGUUAUACCCAACUUUGCACGCAUACAGCUUUAA